Mollisia scopiformis is the source of this 1146-nucleotide messenger RNA. RefSeq lists its product as uncharacterized. NCBI's taxonomy places the organism in Eukaryota, Fungi, Ascomycota, Leotiomycetes, Helotiales, Mollisiaceae. The transcript has a single exon. The record is from RefSeq and is a predicted model, not a curated record. The coding region runs from base 126 to 956 and encodes 276 amino acids.
GAGAAAACUUUGCUCAUGCCUUUUUAGAUAGGUUAUCCAUGCUUCUCAUCGCUGCGCCGACAAGAGCGAAACUCAUAAUCGAACUUUAAAAGACCGAAGUCGAGCGAACAGCGCGAGGUUGAGUUAUGGCGGAAGAUUUCAUCGAGCUUGGCAUUGAGGGGAUUGAUAAAUUGGUCGACAAGCAUUUCCAUAAGCUGCCAGACAAGUAUACGAAUCCACAUACGUAUGAUCCUCGCAGAAAGCUUAGUCGCAGGCGCGGGUCUGGCGAAGAGAGCGACGAGGAAUCGACAAGGGUUGUAGAUGAACAAGAAAAGGAUACUGGUCCUCCCUAUAACGAUGCUGCAUAUAUUACGGACCCAAAAGACAUAAGAGACCCGGGAUAUCCAGGGAAUUCAAGAGAUCCACGAGACCCAAGAGAAUCGUAUUAUCCUAAUCGGCCGCCGGAGCCAAGAUCACUUCAGGAUCCGUCAAUAUAUUCAAGCAGGGGCUACGAGUAUCUCGUUCCUCCACCUCCACCAAACUCGGAUCCAAGCCGUCAGGAUAUUAGACAAAGGCCGAGGAGAGAAGCUUUGGUUAGAAGAAGUAGUUCCCAGCCAGGAUCACUCAGGGAGAGCGACAGGAGGAAGAGAGGAGAGGGAAGCGAAAGAGAGAGAGGCCAAAGGGAGAGGAGAAGACGGAGGAGUUUCAGUGAUGAGCGAAGACGUGAUAGGGGGCCAUCUGGAGGAAAUGGGAAUGGUGGAGGUCAGAACAAGACCGAAAAAGUUAUGUUGACUUUACUUGGAGCUGCGGUGGGAGGCUUGGCAGCAAGUGCGGCAGCCGGCGCAGUUAUGGAUAGGCUGGACAAGAAGAGUGGAAAAGGGGAUGACAUAAGAGUUGGUGGGAGGGCGAAGACUCAAGAACAUACUCGUGGCAGUAGAGAUAAAGGACAAGGAGUGAAAGGGGGAGGGAAGAGAUGAAAAAUAAUAGUAACACUGGUUCAGAAGUCAGAAUACGAUAUGAACAUGCGAUGCUUCCCAGAAACCACAAGCACCUACCAGUUAUUCUUUGGAUAGGCACAGGAUUUGCGGCCAGCAGGCGAGGAAUUUGUACAUAAUCAGCCUGAGGUAGCAGUUUCUCUAGCUUUCAAUGUUCGCGCGAUUAAAGACU